Messenger RNA from Chelonoidis abingdonii (Abingdon island giant tortoise), 1037 nucleotides. Lineage: Eukaryota; Metazoa; Chordata; Testudines; Testudinidae. The record is from RefSeq and is a predicted model, not a curated record.
UUGCAGUAGGGUUUCCAGGUUCCAAAUCUGAUAUGAUGUCACAGCUGGCACAAGGGGAAGAGCCGUGGGUCGCAGACCUCCAGGGCUCUGAGAAAGAAGUGCUUCCAAGAGCUGCCUUCCCAGGUAGUGAUCUAUGUCUGGAUUCUCUCUGUCUCCCAUCAGCUGAUGAGAUGGUGAGUCAGAAUGAGGAGGAGACAUCCCAUCAGGAAGAUGCUGAGCAAGGAGAACUACAUGGAACUUUAUCAGGAAGAUCCAAAGGGAAUGUUUCCAGGAGUUGUGCACUCCUAGAAAAAACAAAAGCCUGUGAGACUCAGGGGAGGCCAGAGGGAAACUUCAGUAGCCACUCAGACCUUAUAACAAGCGACAGAAUCAACUUGGAAGAGACAUGCUACACAUGCCAUGAGUGUGGGAAAAGCUUCAAUCGGGGCUCACACCUUAUCACACAUCAGACAAUCCACACAGGAGAAGCGCCCCACACAUGCUCAGAGUGCAGGAAAAUCUUUAGUCGGAGUUCUACCCUGAACACACAUCGUAGAAUCCUCACAGGAGAGACGCCCUACACAUGCACUGAGUGUGGGAAAAGCUUUUGUCACCGCUCAGACCUUAUCACACAUCAGAGAAUCCACACAGGGGAGAAGCCCUACACAUGCUCCGAGUGCGGGAAAAGCUUCAAUCAGAGCUCUACCCUGAUCACACAUCAGAGAAUCCACACAGGGGAGAUGCCCUACACAUGCUCCGAGUGUGGGAAAAGCUUCAAUCAGGAGCUCCACGAGGGAGAGCGCGCCCCCUCGGUGACCGCACGGACUGGUCGGCAGAGAACAGUUUCCAGGUCGCGGAGAGGUCCUGGUAGAAAGACCGGCAAGCCCGGCAAAGAGUCUCGUGGAAGACCCCCGGAUCGGUUCGGAGAUAAAGGACUGCCGGUUGUAUUGGAGCUCUCGGAAAGCGAGCGGCAGGAAGGCGUGCGCCAGGGCUCUCCAUGCCGGACUACGCGCACCAUAAAGAAGCCUCUGCAGUGCCUGGAGGCGGAAAGACCGUGA